Molecule: messenger RNA, 2268 nt
Organism: Paraglomus brasilianum
Lineage: Eukaryota; Fungi; Glomeromycota; Glomeromycetes; Paraglomerales; Paraglomeraceae
Source: the annotation of a GenBank genome assembly
AUGUCGUACCUAUCAUCUCCUCUUUGUCCUGGGAUUAUAUCACCUAUUGACCAGGAAGAUGAUUUAGAGAUCUCUUCCAGUAUUUCAGCAAUAAGACCAAGGACUAGACCGACAACAUCAGCAUCUACCCGUACAAUGGGAGCGACGCGUGAUGAAAGCAGUUCGUUUGUUGUGGCUAUCAUUGAAGGAAGAGGUGUUGCAAGUGAGGUUGGAAUGUGUUUUAUUGACGUGAGGACAAGUGAAUGCAUAUUGUCGCAGAUCGCGGACUCACAAACUUACACAAAAACACUCCAUAAAAUAAGCGUAUAUCGACCGUAUGAAAUUGUUGUGUCAAAUACGGCCGUGGAACCAUCAAAAUCCAAAUUAGUUAAGAUAUUAGAGGAGAAUGCUAUAGCCACAUCUAUAAUUCCAAUUGGAAGAAAACUUUUUAACGAUGCUGUUGGGUUAAAUUAUAUAAGACAGUACAGCGUCGAAGAUGAAGCGAACACUUUGAUACUCGGACUUAGCACCAAGUUUUACUGUCUUGCUGCCGCCGCCGCCGCCCUGAAGUAUAUUGAGAAUCAGCAACAUAUUUUCUUUAUUAACCAAUCGCUUAGAUUCAGAUACCGCGGUUGCGAAGGAACAAUGAUGAUUGCUCUUAAAUCAUUUCAGGACGUGGAUCAUCUUAUUACAGCACUCAUUAAAGUACCGCAAAAACAAACAGUUAAACAUGCUGAACAGAAUAUCAAUAAUAUAAUUAUACUCAAACAUACAAUUCAGUCAAUUAAAUCACUAUACGCGGCACUCGCUUUAUGUCAGAGUAUACUCUUAACAGGCACAAGACAAGUACUGGAAGACGAAAGACUAGGCGCAAUUGAAAAAAUAAUUAAUGAUGUAAUUAAUGAAGACGCUACUUAUCAGAAGAGCUCUCUUGGAUUGAGAAAUCAAAGAUGCUACGCCGUAAAGGCAGGAUUCAAUGGUCUAUUGGACGUCGCGCGUCAAACUUACAAAGAAGCAACAAAUGAUGUCUAUGAACUCGUAAAUGGUUAUACUGAACAGUACAAUAUUCCUCUCAAAAUGCAAUUUAGCCCAUCAAGCGGAUUCUGCCUUUCUACUACAGUUAGCAACUUGGAACAGAGACAAUUACCACUUAUAUUCAUUAAUGUUACAAAGAAAAGAAAGACAUUGACAUUCACGACACUGGAUUUGAUGAAGAUGAAUACCAAAAUAAAUGAUUCGUUGACAGAAGUAUAUUUGAUGUCUGAUAAAACAGUUACAGAACUCAUAUCAGAAAUAUGUAGUAACAUUGGUAUACUCUACGAAAUUUCUGAAUCCAUUGCGAUGUUGGAUUUGAUUACUUCACUUGCUCACCAAUGUACUGUAUCUAAUAACUAUUUUAGACCAGAAUUUACCGAGACCUUAGCAAUCAAAUCUGGUCGCCAUCCCAUCUGUGAACAUUUUUGUAUUGACUCCUUCAUUCCUAACGAUACAUAUGCAAAUUCCACUACAAACUUUCAACUAAUUACAGGACCCAAUAUGAGUGGGAAAAGUACAUACUUAAGGCAAACUGCUUUAAUUUGCAUUAUGUCUCAGAUUGGGUCAUUUGUUCCAGCCGAAUACGCAUCAUUCAGAAUAGUGGAUCAAUUAUUUACAUGUAUAUGUAAUGAACUUACUAUGGAAAACAAUACGAGUACCUUUAUCCUUGAAAUGAGGGAGACUGCCUAUAUUUUACAGAAUAUUACUGAUGAAAGUCUAGUCCUUAUUGACGAACUUGGACGAGGAACCUCAACUCAUGAUGGAUUGGGUAUAACUUAUGCUGUUUGUGAGGAACUACUGAGAAGCAAUGCCUUUAUAUUCUUUGCAACGCACUUUCAUGAGCUUACAACAAGUCUCGCUGUGUACCCAAACGUUGUGAAUUUACAUCUGGACGUGCAGAUUGAUGGAAAUAACAGCAACGUAGCCAUGAAGUAUUUGUACAAAGUAAAAGACGGUAGCACUAAUGAAGAGCAUUAUGGUUUGAAAUUUGGUCAGUUAGUUGGUCUGCCUGAAGAUGUCAUUCAAAGAGCAUCUGAAGUGUCCUACAAACUAAAAGAACUCAUAGAUGCGGGUAGACAAAGGUCUGCAACAAAUAAGUUACUUCAAAAGAGAAAACUUUUACUUCAAUUGGCGCAACAUCUUUCAAGUAUAAGGUCAUCUAGUUUGGAUAAAGAAACGCUGAAAGAUUAUUUAAGACGUAUGCAAGAAGAAUUUGUUGAAAGAAUGGAAAAAUUGAUAGAAAGCGAUACAUAA